AUGCAACAAAAAAAUCCUGGAUCAAUUGUUACUUUUCAAGUGGGAGACAAUGGGUGUUUCUUAUACGUCUUUGUUGCAUUGAAUGCUUCAAUGAAAGGAUGGCCUCAUUGCAUACCGGUUGUCAUUGUUGAUGGUACCUUUCUAAAAUCAGCUCAUGGAGGUACAUUAUUGGUGGCAGCAAUUCAGGACGCAGGGGGUAAGAUCUUUCCAGUGGCAUUUGCUGUAGUCAAUUCAGAAAAUGAUGGUUCUUGGGACUGGUUUUUUGACAAGAUUAGACAUGCUUAUGGAUUAAGGGGAGACAUGACUAUAAUAUCCGAUCGUCAUGAGAGCAUAAUAAAAGCUGUCAGCAAAGUGUAUCCAGAGAUACCAUAUGGAUUUUGCAUCUUUCAUCUCCUGAGCAACAUUAAAAGCAAGUUCAAGAAGAACUCAAAAAAGAUUAAAGAGUCUUUCUCAGCGGAAAAUGCAUACACUGUUAAAAAGUUUGAGUAUCACAUGAGAGAACUUGAUAAGGUUGACAGCAGGAUAAGAACAUUUUUGGAAGAAGUUGGGUAUGACAAAUGGGCAAGAGUUCAUUCACCAAAUAACAGAUUUCAACUGGACCAACUUCCUUGUGGUCAUGCAAUUGUUGUUUUACAAAAGGCUAAUCAUGAUCCAUAUGAUUGUUGUUCACCAUAUUUCACAAAGGAAGCAAUGAUUCAUGCAUAUGAAGAGACGGUGUUCCCUGUUGGUCACGAAGACACGUGGGUAGUACCCGAAAAUUUCAAGUCAGUGGCACUAUAUCCUCCACAAGGACGAGUAAGAGUGGGCAGACCAAAAAAAAGAAGAUGCAAAGCUUCUUGGGAGAUAAAUGCAAAACAGCGUGAACAAGUCAAAUGCAGGAGUUGCAAUCUCUAUGGACAUAAUAGGAGAACUUGUCGAAAUCCUCCACUUAGAGUUGCUUGA
Molecule: messenger RNA, 942 nt
Organism: Daucus carota subsp. sativus
Lineage: Eukaryota; Viridiplantae; Streptophyta; Magnoliopsida; Apiales; Apiaceae
Exons: 2
Coding region: 1-942 (313 amino acids)
Source: RefSeq, a predicted model, not a curated record